This is a messenger RNA of Xiphophorus maculatus (southern platyfish), 1925 nucleotides long. RefSeq names its product ammonium transporter Rh type B-like (gene rh50). Gene Ontology annotation, molecular function: ammonium channel activity. The coding region runs from base 84 to 1529 and encodes 481 amino acids. The transcript has a single exon. Lineage: Eukaryota; Metazoa; Chordata; Actinopteri; Cyprinodontiformes; Poeciliidae. The record is from RefSeq and is a predicted model, not a curated record. Gene Ontology annotation, cellular component: plasma membrane. Gene Ontology annotation, biological process: ammonium transmembrane transport; ammonium homeostasis.
CUUAUCUCAGGGAAAGAAAUUGUAUAUAAGGGGUGUUAGAGUAACUGGAGGAGCAUGUCUCUCAUCUGAACUCAUUCAUCAUCAUGAGUGCAUCAACAAGCUUGAAGCUGCGUUUGCCAACCUUUGUGUUGGUCCUGGAGGUUGUAAUGAUCACACUCUAUGGCAUCUUUGUCACCUAUGACGAUAACUCCAGUGCGAAGCUCCAAAACAACGAGACCAACCCGAUGGAGAACUCAAUGUAUAAGGAUUACCCUUACUUUGCUGAUAUUCAGGUGAUGAUCUUCCUGGGCUUCGGUUGCCUGCUGGCCUUCUUUCGCUUCUACGGCUUUGGUGGGAUGGUGUUCAACUUCCUCACAGCCACCUUCGCCAUCCAGUGGGCCAUCCUGAUUCAAGGGUACUUCCAGUUUUACUCUGAUGGUAAAAUCCACUUGGGAGUUAUCAAUCUCAUAAAUGCAGAGUUUGCCUGUGCUGUGGUCCUCAUCUCAUUUGGAGCUGUGCUUGGGAAGACCGGACCUGUUCAGCUCCUGGUCAUGGCUUUGCUGGAGAUUCCUAUCUUUGCCGUCACAGAGUGGGCUGUACUCAAAUAUCUACGGAUCAAUGACGCAGGAGGCAGUAUUCUUAUUCACCUGUUUGCCUGUUACUUUGGGCUGGGGGUAACUUUUGUCCUCUAUCGCCCAAGUUUGAAUAAAGGACACCCCAAAGAGACCACGAGUUAUAACUCAGACAUUCUGUCUGUGAUGGGAACGCUUUUUCUUUGGGUGUUUUGGCCUUCAUUUAACUCUGCUCUCACAUUUAAAGGUGACGACCAGCACAGAGCCGUACUCCACACAUUCUUAGGCCUGAGCUCAUCCACUAUCACCGCCUUCGCCCUCUCUGCGAUGUUCAACAAAAGAGGCAAGCUAACAAUGGCAGAUAUUCAGAACGUGACACUGGCAGGUGGAGUUACCGUUGGGGCUUCUGUGGACAUGAUGAUCUCCCCAGUAGCUGCAUAUGCUCUGGGCAUCAUAGGCUGCACUGCCUGCUUCUUUGGCUACAAAUACCUCACUCCCUUUUUGGCUCAGCGCCUGAGGAUCCAGGACCAGUGUGGCAUUCACAAUCUGCAUGGGCUUACCGGACUCAUAUCAUCCACUGCAGGGAUCUGUGCUAUCCUGAUGGCCACUGAAGACACCUACGGGCCCAGCAUGUAUCAGAUCUUCUCCCAUCGCGCUCCACCAGAGGGAGAUCCAAAGCUGCUGGAGCUGCAAAAGCUGAUUCCCGGGCUGAAGCCAGGUCUGGGCCGCACUGCUCAGGAACAAGCUCUCUUUCAGGUUGCAGCUGUCUUUGCCACUAUCGCUGCAGCUGCAGCUGGUGGGCUGCUCACCGGGCUGGUCAUGAAGCUGCCAUUCAUGGCGUCACCAUCUGAUGAGUACUGCUUUGAUGAUGAGCUUUUCUUCGAUGUGCCUUCAGACUUUGACGGUGGAGAGGUUCUCAAGACUCUCGAAAACUUUGAUGCAACAGAAAAAGCAGAAGCUUUGAAUACCCAAGUCUGAUGUUUCUACCCUCUUUCUUAAAGUCAGGUUUUGAUGCAAAAAGGAUUUUUACAUAGUUUGUUUUCCAUGUAGUUGCACUUAGAUUUGCAACUAUAGAAGCAGAGUUUUGUAAUUAAUUGACUUUUAGUUUGUACAAUGAACAGAUUGGCAUGUUUUUUAUGUUAUGUUUUUAGGUUAGUCUUGGUUCAGUGUUUUUAUUUUUAAUCAUGAUCUGUGUUUUUCUCUGUUUGUAUAAUAUCCCACUAACUUUUUUUACUUACUUGCUUUACUUGUAUACUUAAUGUCAUUUAAUCUGUGACUCUUGUGUUUUGUAUCUUAACAUUCACCCUGAUGUUAUGUCUUGCUAAUUUUGUUUUACAACUAGAAUGUAUUCUAAUAAAUCCACCUUUUGCCCCC